AUGCAUAAAUAUGCAAAAGCUAUCUUCCAAAUGCAUGUGCCACAUGAACUGUACCUGACUUGGGCCAAGCGUGUCAACUUUGAUGGUAGCAGGAAUAAAGUGGCAAUGCCCAGCAAUCUGAGGGCAGAUAUAAUGAGGAGAUGCCAGGAAAAGUUUAUUCUUGGAAAGGCUGAAAUAAAUCAGAUAAAAAAUACAUUGAAUAGCAUCCUACGGAUGCCCAGGGUACAGCCAUGGAAGAAGGCAUACAUACAGAGAGGACAACAAUGUAUCUGGUUCAGGUUGGACUCCUACCAACAACUUCUAACCAUAAUGUUUGCUGUAGAAGAGAUUAACAUGAACCCCAAUGUUCUCGGCAACAGGACGCUAGGGCUGCAGGUAUAUAAGACGUGUAAUGUACCUCACUAUGAAGUACAAGGAGCCUUACAUUUCCUAUCUGAAUCCAGUAUGGCCAUCCCCAACUACAGGUGUCGUGGGCAAUCAGCCUUCAGUGCUGUUGUUGGAUCUUUCUUUUCCACAAACUCAAUGACAUUGGCAAAUAUGUUGGGGGUCUUAAGAUACCCUCAGAUCAGUGCAUCAUCAAGUAUUUCUCUACUGAGUAAUAAAAUAAAGUUUCCUUCAUUUGUCAGAACUGUUCCCAGUGAUAAGGAACAGUCUAAGGGGCUGGCUAAGCUUAUUCUACACUUUGGUUGGACCUGGGUCGGUCUGUUGGCUGUUGACAAUGAUUAUGGCUUACAGGGAAUUCAGCCAAUCAGGGAAGAGAUAAUAAAGGCUGGAGCAUGUGUGGCCUUCACUGAAUAUAUUCGUUUAUCUCAACCAGACAGCAAUGCCCCACACAUAGUCAAGGUCAUCAAAGAAUCAUCAGUUACGGUGGUUAUUAUCUUCGCUUCUGACGCUAAUUUGGUUCCUAUCAUGAGUGAGAUGUUGAAACAGCAAAUCAAAGGGAAAAUUUUUGUGUCCAACGGUGGUUGGUCAAUGUCUAAUUUGUUCUUAGCUGGAAGCUUUUCUCAGGUGUUAUCAGGGUCCAUUGGUUUAUUUAUUAACAACAGAGUGAUUCCUGGAUUCAGUGAAUACCUCAACAAGGUCCGCCCACGGUCCGAGGUAGUAGACUCAUGGGUGAACUUAUACUGGGAGAAACUCUUUGAUUGCCAAUUUCUCUAUCAGAAAAACAUAACUUUGGAUCCUACAGUGAAGGUGUGCACAGGAGCAGAGAGCAUAGACAGCAUCAAUAACAGCUUUUUCUAUACUAGCGGAUUAAACUAUACCCAUAGUUAUUAUGCUGCUGUCCAUGUUUUGGCUAAAGCUUUAGAAGACAUGAAAAAAUGCAAAUCAAAAGAAGGAACAUUGUCUUAUUUGAGCUGUAAAGACAUUUUUAAUUUUAAACCAUGGCAGCUCCUGCACUACAUAAGGAAUAUGAGGGUUACACUGAGCAGCGGAAGAGACAUUUAUUUUGAUGAUAAUGGCGAUAUCCCUGCAGUCUAUGACAUUGUGAACUGGCGGCUGACCCAAGAAGGGACUAUGAGACAGGUCAAGGUUGGCAGUUAUGACACUGAAGCAUCUUCUGGUCAAAUUCUCAACAUCAACUCUAGUCUAUUGUUGUGGUCUAUGGGAGAAAAAGAGACCCCUCGCUCUGUCUGUAGUGAGAGCUGUCCACCAGGUACCAGGAAGGCGGCUAUAAGAGGACAACCUGUCUGCUGUUUUGAAUGUGAUCCCUGUCUACAAGGAGAAAUAUCUAAUGAAACAGAUUCCAUUAGUUGCCUAAAGUGUCAGUGGGACCUAUGGCCAAAUCUCCUGAAAUCAAAAUGUCUACAGAAGCCUAUAGAGUACCUGCACUAUGAAGAUCCAUUAGGAGCAGCACUGGCAGUUACAAGCAUACUGUCCUCAUCCAUUCCUGUUUUAAUUUUAAGACUGUUCAUACACUGUAAGGACACCCCCAUAGUGAAAGCUAACAAUUAUUCUCUAAGCUGCCUUCUGCUGGUAUCCCUGUCUUUAUGCUUCCUCUGCGCUUUAAGUUUCAUUGGUUAUCCACAACCAGAGAACUGUGUCCUACGCCAAGCUGCAUUUGGGUUGGUUUUUACCCUUUGUAUCGCUUGUAUUUUAGCAAAAACUAUCAUGGUGGUCUUUGCUUUCAUGGCCACCAGACCAGGAAGCAGCCUGAGGAAAUGGACCACACCUCAAGUGUCCUACAUGAUCAUUUUUGCUUGUUUCCUUCUACAAUUCCUCUUGUGUGUCACUUGGCUGUCACUUACACCUCCUUUCCCACAGUAUAACACUAAAACCAAACCUGGACUCAUUAUUGUUGAGUGUAAUGAGGGCUCCCCAAUUGCCUUUUGGAUCAUGCUGGGAUAUCUCUUUCUUCUGGCCACCAUUAGUUUCAUUGUUGCCUUCCUGGCUCGUAAACUCCCUGACAGCUUCAAUGAGGCCCAAUUUAUUACCUUCAGCAUGCUGGCCUUCCUCAGUGUUUGGGUGUCCUUUAUCCCGGCCUCCCUCAGUGCUCAGGGUAAAUACACAGUGGCCAUGGAAAUAUUUGCCAUCUUGGCUUCCAGUUGGGCUCUGGUGAUCUGUAUGUUUCUGCCUAAAUGUUUCAUCAUAGUGUUCAGACCAGGCAUGAACUCCAGGGAACAUCUCAUGAGAAGAAACUGA
Pseudophryne corroboree (corroboree frog) is the source of this 2640-nucleotide messenger RNA. Its product is annotated as extracellular calcium-sensing receptor-like. Gene Ontology annotation, biological process: G protein-coupled receptor signaling pathway. The record is from RefSeq and is a predicted model, not a curated record. The transcript is spliced from 6 exons. Gene Ontology annotation, cellular component: plasma membrane. Gene Ontology annotation, molecular function: G protein-coupled receptor activity. The coding region runs from base 1 to 2640 and encodes 879 amino acids. Lineage: Eukaryota; Metazoa; Chordata; Amphibia; Anura; Myobatrachidae.